This is a messenger RNA of Trypanosoma theileri, 672 nucleotides long. Its product is annotated as putative p22 protein precursor. The record is from RefSeq and is a predicted model, not a curated record. Bases 1 to 672 code for a protein of 223 amino acids. Lineage: Eukaryota; Euglenozoa; Kinetoplastea; Trypanosomatida; Trypanosomatidae. The transcript has a single exon. Gene Ontology annotation, cellular component: mitochondrial matrix.
AUGCGACGAACAUUUGUCUCCACUGUUCUUCGUGCUGUGCCAAAAGCACCUCUUUUGCACCGCAGUUUUCCUUCAGCUGCAGCUGUGAGCGUUCCACUCUUCGCAGGGAUUCAACAACGCUCUGCGACCUUUGCUGCUCUCGCUGAUGCGACACGCCGCGAGAUGGAGGAUGAGCAGCAGCGCACCACCAGCAAAGAGAAGCCGAAGAUGCCGGAAGGCUGGAAACUGGACCGUAAGCCUGGCGAGCGGAUCUUCACGAUGCACAAGACGUUCGAGGAUGAGGAGAUUCUUCUCCGCUACCGCGACGAGGUCAACUUGGAGGAUGACAGGAAGAAGUACGAUUUCACUGUGUUCAUCACAAGCAAAGGCAAGACGCUUGAGUUCGAGAUGAGUUUUGACGACGAGGAGGUGGUGCUGGACCGCAUUCGCUUUCUGCCCGACUCGGCGCUCGCACUCGACACCUCCGCCGAUGCCCUCUCGCGGCGCUCGCUGCUGUACUCCGGGCCGGAUGUGAGGGAACUCGACGACGGGCUCGUGGACGCCUUUGUGUCUUAUCUUGAGGACCGCGGUGUGGAUGAUGAGCUGGGGGAGUUUGUGGAGGCCUACGCGGUGUGGGCGGAACAGGCGGAGUACGAGGCGUGGCUCAGCGGCAUUCACAAGUUUGUCUCGUAA